UGAGAGAUCAGACUUUAGCAGGAACUUUGGUUGCUUGAGCAAAUAGUUUCCAAAGAAGCCAGAAGAAAUGCCUCCAAAACCUGUGGACUUGAAUUGCCCCAUCUGUAAGGACAUCUUCAGGGAUCCUGUUGAUUUGCUCUGCAGCCACAGCUUCUGCGCAGAGUGUUUGAAUAAAUGGUGGGAGGGCAAAAUAAUACCAACCUGUCCAAUCUGCAGGAAAACGUCACCAAUAAGUAAUGGCAUCUCUAGAGAGGUCUGCUGCCGGCUGCAUGGUGAGAGAUUCAAGCUGUUCUGUGUGGAUGACAAGGAACUUUUAUGUGUCGUCUGUCAGCAUUCGGAUGAUCAUUACGGACACAAACUCCAACCUGUCAAUGAAGUAGCUCAGGGUCAGAGAAAUGAGCUGAGAAAUGUCCUGAGGCCACUGCUGGACAAACUGAAGGUGUUGAAAGAAGAGAAGGGAAACCUGGAUCAGACAGCUGAACACAUUAAGCUCCAGGCCCAACACACCGAGGGCCGGGUCAAGGAGCAGUUCAGGAAGCUUCAUCUGUUCCUCCACAAGGAGGAAGAUGCCAGGGUUGCUGCUCUGAGGACAGAAGAAAGCAAGAAGACUCAGAAGUUAAGCCUAAAGAUCGAUGCCCUGAGUAGAGAGAUUGCUGCUCUUUCACAGACAAUAAAAGACACAGAGGGACUGAUAAAGGCUGAGGACGCCGUGAUGCUGCAGAGCUUUAGGACUGCUGCAGAAACCAUCCAACAGCGCCUCCUGCUGGAGAAUCCUCAGCCUGUCUCUGGAGCCCUGAUAGAUGUGGCCAAACACCUGGGCAACCUGAGCUUCAACAUCUGGAACAAGAUGAAGCAUCUGGUGUCCUACAGUCCUGUGGUUCUGGAUCCGAACAGCGCGAACUUUGAGCUCAUCCUGUCUGAAGACCUGACCAGCGUGAGAUGCGGCCAGAAGCAGAACAUUCCUGACAACCCGGAGAGGUUUGACUUCUUCCGCAUCGUGUUGGGCUCGGAGGGCUUCAUGACGGGAACCUACAGCUGGAACGUUGAGGUUGGAGACAACACGGACUGGUUUGUGGGAGUCGCCUCCCAAAGCGUCCAGAGGAAAGGAAACCAUCCGACUCGUCUGUGGAGAAUCGGCUGCAUUGGCGGUCAGUACGUGGCCCGGGCCCUGUCGGAACCGUCCACGGUUCUGCCGGUGAGCGGACGGCUCAGCAGGAUUAAAACCAUUCUGGACUGGAACCGGGGGAAGCUGGUGUUCCUCGACCUCAACACCAACACUGUCAUUCACACCUUCACUUAUUCCUUCACCGAGAAACUGUUUCCUUACUUUAACUCUGCACAUGCGUCCCCGUUGAAGCUCAUCCCUGAAAAUGUGUCUCUGAGGUUGAGUUGAAUCAGUGCAAUGAUACAAAACAGAGGAACAGAAAGGAUACAACUCUCUGACUUUAUUCUGAAGAAUUGCUUUUAUUUUCUCAUGACAUUAUUUUUACUGU
Messenger RNA from Poeciliopsis prolifica (blackstripe livebearer), 1493 nucleotides. RefSeq names its product nuclear factor 7, brain-like. Bases 68 to 1393 code for a protein of 441 amino acids. The record is from RefSeq and is a predicted model, not a curated record. Gene Ontology annotation, molecular function: protein binding; zinc ion binding. Lineage: Eukaryota; Metazoa; Chordata; Actinopteri; Cyprinodontiformes; Poeciliidae. The transcript has a single exon.